AUGGCCUUCCAUGAAAGGGUUAAAAAUGUGGCCCUUUAUUACCUAUACUUGGCUGCCAGCCACCUCCUUGUAUACCCAUCUUAUGACAAACUGGCUCAACGCUACCUCAACACCGAUAUUGGAGUUUUUGAGAUGUACAAGAAGGCUGAUAUCUAUUUGAUGAAAGUGGACUUUGUGUUCGAGUUUCCAAGGCCAACAAUGCCCAAUGCUGUAUAUAUUGGAGGAUUUCAGUGCAAACCACCUAAACCUCUUCCUGAAGAAAUUCAACGAUUCAUGGACAGUUCAAAGCAAGGAGUGGUGGUGUUUUCAUUGGGUACCAUUGUUAACAAGCUUCCUCUUAACAUUGCCCGAGAAAUUGCAGCAGGCCUGGCCCAACUCAGGGAGCAAGUCAUUUGGCGUUACUCCGGAGAACCUCUGGACACCUUGGGAAAUAACACCAUGACUGUUGACUGGCUUCCACAGAAUGAUCUCCUCAGUCACCCCAACACCAAGGUGUUCCUGGCACAUGGAGGUGAGAAUGGUGUCUAUGAGGCCUUGUACCAUGGUGUCCCCAUCGUUGGAUUUCCACUGUUUGGUGACCAGUAUGAAAACCUGCUGCGUCUAAAGAAUAAAGGGGCUGCGGUUCUUCUGGAGAACUUGCAAGAUAUAACUCCCAAAGAUUUAUUCAAUGCAGUGCGCACAGUUAUUGAUGAUCCCUCCUACAGCCGGGCCAUGAAGCAACUUUCUGAGUUACACCGAGACACCCCUGUGCCUCCACGGGACCUGGCUGUGUUCUGGACAGAGUAUGUCAUGCGCCAUAAAGGAGCAGGUCACCUGCAGCCUGCAGCCAAUGACCUGGCCUGGUACCAGUACUACCUGCUCGACGUGAUUGGCUUUCUCCUCAUAACAGUUUUUGUUUCAGCCUAUGUGACAAUAAGAAUCUUUCGAGCCGUGCUAAGGACCUUCUGCUGCCGGAAACAGAAGAAACAGAAGCAGAAGAAGCCAUAA
Molecule: messenger RNA, 987 nt
Organism: Staurois parvus
Lineage: Eukaryota; Metazoa; Chordata; Amphibia; Anura; Ranidae
Source: the annotation of a GenBank genome assembly